This is a messenger RNA of Aspergillus oryzae RIB40, 390 nucleotides long. RefSeq lists its product as uncharacterized. The record is from RefSeq and is a predicted model, not a curated record. Lineage: Eukaryota; Fungi; Ascomycota; Eurotiomycetes; Eurotiales; Aspergillaceae. Gene Ontology annotation, molecular function: transmembrane transporter activity. Bases 1 to 390 code for a protein of 129 amino acids. Gene Ontology annotation, cellular component: membrane. The transcript is spliced from 3 exons.
AUGCUACUGGCCGGCUGCACAAUGAUUGCUCUCAUUGGAAACAUUAUCGUCUACGCCUGUGAAAGCACAGGAGUCCGCCUCUUCGGUCUCUACCUCUUUGUUGCCUACGCGGCAGGUAUCCCGAUGACUCUCUCCAUGGUCUCGUCAAAUGUUGCUGGCUUUACCAAAAAGGCGACCGUCAGUGCAAUGAUGUUCAUCGCCUACUGCACAGGGAAUAUCGUCGGUCCAUUCCUGUUUUUCGAGCGUGAAGCUCCAGGUUACAAGUACUGGGGCUAUCAUGGCGGAUGGAAAACUCACGGAGAGAUCGGGUAUAUGGGCCAGCGACUCUUGCACCUACGAAUAGUCCUAAAGAGCCCGCUCAAGGGAUUGCUGUGGCGAGGGAGGAUCUGA